Molecule: messenger RNA, 348 nt
Organism: Rotaria socialis
Lineage: Eukaryota; Metazoa; Rotifera; Eurotatoria; Philodinida; Philodinidae
Source: the annotation of a GenBank genome assembly
AUGGAAAGAACAGUUGAAAUAGAUCAAAACUUUUACGAAUUGUAUGCUUAUCUAGGACGAUAUGAAUAUACUGCAUUUGAUUUAAAUUUAUUUGAAUGUAAAGCAGCAAUUAUGUUAGAUUAUAAAAUAGAAGAAAAUUUAGAUAAAGUAUUAGAAUAUUUUCAUUUAGCUAUAAAAAGAAAUUACGAUAUGAUACAUACAGUUUAUUUAUUCAUAGGAAAACUUUACCAGAAGAAAAAACAAUAUGGAGAAGCAAACAAAUAUUUGACUAUGUGUAUAGAAAUACCUAUUCAACGAAAUAGUCAAACUGAUAUUGUAAAUAAAGAAAACAAUUUUAUUGAAAGAUAA